GAUGUACUAUCUGCUUUUACUGAAUAUAUAUAGCCUAGUAAAUAGAGACUAUUUGCUCGACAUUAUGCUAGACCGCACAGCAGCAGGCGCUGCUGCAUCCAUAAUAUAUACCAGCUACCCAGGAUCUGCAGCACAGAUCGAAGUCUACCCAGGCUCAAGUUCAGGUCAAGCUCUAUUCAUAUUCGUUUUGGUUUAGCAAGGCGACGGACGAUUCUCCUGAAAAUGGCGGACAAAUAUGCCAAAGAGACGGCGGAGGAGUUUUCCUCCCGAAUCUUCGAUAUGCUGAGCGGAGCAUUCACUGGGAUUUCGAUUGCAUUUGGAGUCAAGAGCGGUCUUUUUAAAGUUCUAGUAGAUCUUCACGACACACCAUUGACUUCACAGGAGAUAGCUGAUGUAGCUGGCCUAAAGGAGAGGUAUGUCCGGGAAUGGUUGGGCGUGAUGACCACGGCCUUCAUCGUCGAUCUCGACCCUGUGACAGAGAAAUAUCAUCUACCGCCUCACCGUGUAGACAGCUUUCGGUCAGGAACUAUGGAAGGCCAGGCCGCUGAUUGCUGCAUUGGGAUACCUGUCGUCAGUGAUGUCUUCCGCACGAUGCUUAAAGUCAUUAAAAAGGAAGGACCACGAGGAAUGGAAUUUUCGAUGGCGCCAAACUACCAUGAAUUCAACGAUAGUUACGGUUUACCGUGGUUCAAUCACUGUUUCGUCCAGGACUUCAUUCCAUCCCAACCGGAGAUCAAGUCAAAAUUAGAGAGUGGAAUUCGGAUGCUUGACGUCGGGUGCGGUCACGGUGCUGCGAUCAAAAAGCUGGCCGAAAGUUUCCCAAACAGUCAUUUUGUAGGUCUUGACAUUGAUCAAAAUACAGUUGAUUGGUCAAACAAAGAAGCUGAAUCAUCAGCACUUAAGAACCUGGAGUACGUCUGCAGCGACGCCACUGCGAUGCCUAAGGACUGGACCUCGACCUUCGAUUACGUUUUCUUCUUUAACCUCCUUCAUGAUACACCCCGACCAGACCUGAUCGUUGACGAGGCCAAGAGAGUGAUGAAGAAGUCAGGAAUCAUGUCUGUGAUUGAGAUGGAUGGCAAAUCGAAGCAUUGCGACAACCUUGAUAACCCUAAUGCUUCAUUCAACUACACCGACAGCUUAUUCUACUGUCUGCCCAUGUCCUACAACAACCCCGAUUCCGUGGCCCUCGGUGCAAUGUGGGGCAAGGACCGCAUACGGGAGUUUCUGGAACGGAAAGGUCUCAGAAUCAAAGAUGAAAGCAUUCUUCCUAUGCUGCCGCAGGUUCACUUCCUGUCAGAAUUGAUGUAAAUCACACAGCUGGAAUAUAGGCCCUACAGUGAACUGGUUGACAGAAUGACAGUCAUUAAAAGCAAAUAAUUACCUUUGUUGAAAGUUACAUGCGGAAACUUUCAUUUAUUUUCAAGGCGAAUCGGAUGUACAUAAGGUAGCUACAAUUAAUGCGCGUGUUUCAUUGGCUGAAAACCAAACUGCUUAUAUGUAUACAUAUUUUAGCUGCGUUUGAUGGCAACUCUUUCUGCUCCGGGCCCGAGAAGUUAGACUUUGUUCCAUUCAAGGAGACGAAUAGAUGAUUAUGUACUAUAUACAUGUAUUACAGCGGGAGAAAGCUUUUUUGCAAUUCUAUUGUAUCUUAAAAAUGGAGCCACGCCGCAUCAGAGAGUAAAAGUAGGCGCACCUCGACCCCAUGAUUUUACAAUCAAAAUGAGGAAGAGAGCAUCAAAUCGUGUGCUCGGUUGUGUAUCUCUAUAAUACCCCCAUUUUCUUGAUAAGAUCAUUAUGAAGUCACCUUUAGAUAAUUAAAGAUUAACCAUGCAUAUCACUUUGUAUAUGUUAAAUUACUACAUUGUUAUUGUGCAAAAAAAUUACCAUUUGAAAUGUGAAAAUCAAUUAAAAUGAUAAACACGGAAGGAAACUUUGUUUCUUUUUUUGUUUUGCAACUGUUUUCCCUGUUUAAUUCUCGAACAGCUUUAUGGCAACCCCUGCUUGGGAUUAAAGAUGGCAAUACAUAGGCACUUCCAGUGUGGGGUAUCGAGAUGUGGGUGAGGGUGAGAGGGUGGGUUCGGGUUUUAGGAGCACUCGUUCCGAUACUUACUCCAGUGGGUGCCCAAAAUGGAAAAUGAAAGGAGGGAAGGGAGAAAGAACAAAGCAUGAAGGUUUACCCGAUACCAAAUCAGAAGAUAUAGGAAGGCAAGGAUCCAUGGGUGGGGGGCGAAGAGCCUUGUCCCAUCCCUCCCCUACUACCCCACCCCCCAAAAAGGAGAGAAGGGAAAGUAAGAGGGGAAAGAAUAAUAAGAGAAAAGGAAGAGAGACCAGAAGGUAAGGUGAGAAAGAGAAAUAACAGAAGGGAAAUGGGAAAGGAGAAAAGGACUGAAUAAGGGGGGGGGGGGAAUAGAAGGGAAAAGGCACCUUAGUUUUCCUUAUUUCUUCUUCCUUUUCUACUUCUUCUUCUUAACCACACGUACUCAUUGUGUUCGUCUUCUGUCGUUCCCUUUCUGUGCCUUCCUAUUGUAUUGAAAUUUUUUCAUCAUUCAAAAGAAGAAAACAAAUACAGUCACAUUAAAAGCAUUAAACUACGCACUACAACUGCUGUUGCUUCUAUUGAUACUACUACUUCUUCUUAUUAUUAUUAUCAUUCUUCUUCUUCUUUUUCUUCUUCUUCUUCGUCUGCUUCCUUUUCUUUUCCAAACAUUUUCCAAAAUGGAAAAUGAAAGGAGGGAAGGGAGAAAGAACAAAGCAGGAAGGUUUACCCGAUACCAAAUCAGAAGAUAUAGGAAGGCAAGGAUCCAUGGGUGGGGGGCGAAGAGCCUUGUCCCAUCCCUCCCCUACUACCCCACCCCCCAAAAAGGAGAGAAGGGAAAGUAAGAGGGGAAAGAAUAAUAAGAGAAAAGGAAGAGAGACC
Messenger RNA from Lytechinus pictus (painted urchin), 2920 nucleotides. RefSeq names its product S-adenosylmethionine-dependent methyltransferase Rv2258c-like. Lineage: Eukaryota; Metazoa; Echinodermata; Echinoidea; Temnopleuroida; Toxopneustidae. The record is from RefSeq and is a predicted model, not a curated record. The coding region runs from base 223 to 1311 and encodes 362 amino acids. The transcript has 4 exons.